AUGAAUCAAAAUAAUGGUAAUAGUUAUGCUACUACUACUACUACUACUACUACUACUACUACUACUACUACUACUACUACUACUACUACUACUACUACUACUACUACUACUACUACUACUACUACUACUACUACUACUACUACUACUACUACUACUACUACUACUACUACUACUACUACUACUACUACUACUACUACUACUACUACUACUACUACUACUACUACUACUACUACUACUACUACUACUACUACUACUACUACUACUACUACUACUACUACUACUACUACUACUACUACUACUACUACUACUACUACUACUACUACUACUACUACUACUACUACUACUACUACUACUAAGACUAAGACUACUAUUACUACUAUCAAUAAUAAAAAUAUUGUUAUUGAUGUUUUUCAUUGA
Messenger RNA from Schistosoma intercalatum, 417 nucleotides. Lineage: Eukaryota; Metazoa; Platyhelminthes; Trematoda; Strigeidida; Schistosomatidae. The record is from the annotation of a GenBank genome assembly.